Molecule: messenger RNA, 298 nt
Organism: Symbiodinium pilosum
Lineage: Eukaryota; Dinophyceae; Suessiales; Symbiodiniaceae
Source: the annotation of a GenBank genome assembly
GCGGGAAGCGCAGAUAGUUUGGAAAGGCGACUACGAGGUCGCCACUUGCAAGGAAUCAGCGACAAUCGAGGAAACUUUGGCCAAUGUGCAACCUCCUUCGGUUCUCGGCACGAAGGUGGAGCUGGUUCCCAUGGAUGGUGGAGUGGACCGCGCGUGCCGUGGAUCUUCACAAGUGGAGACAGGGCGGCAUGCCGGGCUGUACGACAUUUGGACUGCGGAGACCCUGGAUGCCUGCAAGGCACUCUGCGUGGGCAAGUGCACAGGCAUCGAGUACCAUGCCAAAGGCAAGUACUGCGAG